UGUGGCGGCGCGGCUGAGCGGAGCGGAGGGGGGAGGGGAGGCGCGGGGAGGGGAGGGAGGAGGCCAGACAAGGCGGGGGAGGGGGAGCAGCGGUGGCGCAAGCCGCGCGGAGCAGCGCAGCCCGGGUCAGCUCCCUACUCCGCCGCCGCCUGCCGACCCGGCCGGCCGAGCCGGCGCCCCAGCGGCCCCCGGAACACCUCCAAGCGGACGAAGGAGUCCAUGUUGGGGAACUUGGCGGCGGCGUGACGGGGACCUAGGGACCUGCAGUGGGGCCGCCACCGCCGCCGGAGCAAGCACGUCGCCCUCGGCCUGAGGUAAACACGGGCCGCUCCGGGGGAAACCCUUUUUCAAGGAGAAAUGAAGAAGAAAACUUUAUAUACCCUAAAUGUGGGAGAUCAGGAGUAUGAAGAUACGGAAGGUGAAGAAAACAAAGAUAAUACUGCUACCACUGGUCUGUUGUACAGCGAAGCUGACAGAUGUCCAAUAUGUCUUAAUUGCCUAUUAGAGAAGGAAGUUGGUUUUCCAGAAAGCUGUAAUCAUGUCUUCUGCAUGACCUGUAUUCUUAAAUGGGCAGAGACACUGGCUUCAUGUCCUAUUGACCGAAAACCUUUUCAGGCAGUGUUUAAAUUCAGUGCAUUGGAAGGUUGUGUUAAGGUUCAAGUAAAAAGACAGGUGAGAGGAACAAAAGACAAGAAAAAUGAAAGCUCUUUUAAGAAACAACUCUCCUAUCAUGAAAAUUCUAAAAGCUGUAUGAGGAAAAAAGUCCUAAGAGAAGAUCUAUUAAGUGCAAAACUUUAUGACUUGAAGAUGAUACACAAAAACGCUAAAUACAGUGAAAUGGGAGGAAAGAAAAAUGCAACAAUAAAGAUGCAUAAGCCUCGAAGAUCAAACACGUGUACCAGUCAGUGCUUCAGGAAUGUCUUCUCCAACAUGUUUCCUUCUAGUAGUCACCCUGGAGAGUCUUCUUUCACCUGUAGAGCUUACUGUACAGAAUUUAUAGAAGUCAAUGAAAUCAGUGCAUUGAUUAGGCAGAAGAGACAGGAACUGGAGUUGUCAUGGUUUCCUGAUACAUUACCUGGAAUUGGAAGAAUUGGUUUUAUACCCUGGAAUAUUGAAACAGAAGUCCUUCCUCUCGUCUCUUCUCUGUUGCCAAGAACUAUUUUUCCAACAAGUACCAUAUCUUUAGGAAAUUUUGGUACUUCUUGCAAGGGAUAUGCAUUGGCACAUACUCAAGAAGGAGAAGAGAAGAAGCAAACCUCUGGUACAUCAAACACCAGAGGAUCAAGACGAAAACCUGCAGCAACAACUCCCACAAGGAGAUCUACACGUAACACGAGAGCCGAAACAGUCAGUCAGUCCCAGAGAUCCCCAGUAUCAAAUAAUUCUGGGUGUGAUGCCCCAGAUAACAAUAAUCCAUCUGUAAGUGUUUCCUCUUCAGCUGAAUCAGAAAAGCAAACAAGACAGGCUCCAAAACGGAAGCCUGUAAGAAGAGGAAGAAAACCACCUUUACUGAAAAAGAAACUUCGGAGUUCUGUGCCUGCCCCUGAAAAAUCAUCUUCCAGUGAAUCAGUAGAUGAAGAAACAGCAGAAUCUGACACACCACCUGUGUUAGAGAAAGAGCACCAAUCAGAUAUAGAAAGUAGUAACACUUGUACUGUGCAGAUAGAUGUAGACAACGAGUCUGCUAAUGGCUUGAAAAGUUGUAGUGAGCAAAUAGAAGAAGGUGAGGAACGUCCGGAGAACCAUGAUACAGAGGAAGGAGUGAAAGCUUCAUACUCUGAGGCUUGUGCCCAAGAUCCUCCUGUGCUAGUUGGAGAGGAGGAGGAAAUUCAAAAAGUUGAAAAUACAAGUAUAGAGGCUAACGUUUUGUGUUUAGAAAGUGAGAUUUCUAGAAAUAUUUCUGAAAAGGGAGAUGAUCCAUUGGAAAAUCAAGACCAAAUGUCUAGACCUUCAGAAUCAGAGGUGAAAGCAGAUAUAUGUACAGAUCGUCCUCCAGAGAAUUUUCUUACAUGUUCAGCAUCUGAAAUUGAAGUACACCAACCUGUACCAAGCCUAGGUGAGUUGCCUGAGAAUGCAGAGUCUGUGGUUAAUGAAGAACAAGUUAUAGAGAGUCCUGCAGUAGAAAAUAUUGAUCAUAAAGAUGCUGUAGCAAAAACAGAGCAGCUUAUAGACAGCCCCAAAGUAGAAUCUUCUGAGGGUGAAAUUAUACAAACAGUGGACAAAAAAUCUAUUGAGAGCUUAGAGGUUCAGUUGCUUGGGCAUGUUGAAACUGAAGAUGCAGAAAUAGUUGCAAUGCAUGAUACUUCAGGGGAUGAAAAUUUCAAUAGCAUUCAAGACUCUGAAAAUAAUUUAUUGAAAAAUAAUCUUAACGCCAAAUUAGACAAAUCUUUAGAAGAAAAGACUGAAUCUCUGAUUGAACAUCCCAGAUCUACAGAAUUGCCUAAUACACACAUUCAACAAGUUGAGAAGCGUUUUAGUGAGGACAAUAAUGAGAUGAUACCUAUGGAAUGUGAUUCAUUUUGCAGUGACCAGAAUGAAUCUGAAAUUGAACCGUCUGUAAAUGCUGAUGCUAAACAAUUGAAUGAAAAUUCUGUAGAGAACAGUUCUCAAAAUAAUUUGCCAUCUUCCGAUCCCACAAAUGAAAAGGUUGAAACUGUAUCUCAGCCAUCUGAAAGCCCAAUAGAUAUGAUAGAUAAAGCCAAAAAGCCUCGUACUCGAAGAUCCAGAUUUCAUUCCCCAUCUACAACUUGGUCUCCCAACAAAGACACUGCACAAGAAAAGAGGCGGUCUCAGUCUCCAUCUCCCAAAAGAGAAACUGGAAAAGAAAGCAGGAAGUCUCGAUCACCAUCUCCCAAGAAAGAAUCUGCAAGAGGAUGGAGAAAAUCUCGUUCUCAGUCCCCAAGAAAGGAUAUCACUAGAGAAAGGAGGCGAUCUCAGUCUCGAUCUCCAAAAAGAGAGAGCACUAGGGAAGGCAAAAGAUCUGAGUCACUCUCCCCAAGAAGAGACACUUCUGGAGAGAACAGAAGAUCUCAGUCUAGAGUGAAAGAUCCCUCCCCUAGAGAAAAAUCCAGGUCCCGGAGUAGAGAGAGAGAAAGUGACAGAGAUGGGCCCAGGAGAGAUCGAGACAGAGAAAGGAGAGCCAGAAGGUGGUCUAGGUCCCGAUCUCGGUCCAGGUCACCUUCAAGAUCGAGAACAAAAAGCAAAAGUUCAUCAUUCGGUAGAAAUGACAGAGACAGCUACUCUCCUCGGUGGAAGGAAAGAUGGGCAAAUGAUGGUUGGAGAUGUCCACGAGGAAAUGAUCGUUACAGAAAGAAUGACCCUGAGAAACAGAAUGAAAACACAAGAAAAGAAAAAAAUGACAUCAGUCCAGAUGCUGAUGAUCCAAAUUCUGCUGACAAACAUAGAAAUGACUGUCCCAAUUGGGUAACAGAAAAAAUAAAUUCUGGACCUGAUCCAAGGACCAGAAAUCCAGAAAAGUUAAAAGAUUCUCAUUGGGAAGAAAAUAGAAAUGAAGAUUCAGGGAAUUCUUGGAAUAAAAACUUUGGUUCGGGUUGGCUGUCUAACCGUGGUAGAGGUAACCGUGGCAGAGGCACUUACAGAGGCGGUUUUGCCUAUACAGAUCAAAAUGAAAAUCGGUGGCAAAACCGAAAACCCCUCUCAGGGAAUUCGAAUAGUUCAGGGAGUGAGUCUUUCAAGUUUGUGGAACAGCAGCCCUAUAAACGGAAGAGUGAGCAAGAGUUCUCAUUUGAUACCCCGGCAGACAGAUCCGGCUGGACAUCUGCGUCUAGUUGGGCUGUGAGAAAGACUCUACCAGCAGAUGUACAAAACUAUUACUCACGACGAGGGAGGAGUUCCUCAGGUGCACAGUCGGGAUGGAUGAGACAAGAAGAGGAAACAGCUGAACAGGAUUCUAACCUUAAAGACCAAACCAACCAACAAGCUGAUGGUUCUCAGCUACCUAUAAAUAUGAUGCAACCACAAAUGAAUGUAAUGCAACAACAAAUGAAUGCACAACACCAGCCUCUGAAUAUCUUCCCAUAUCCAGUGGGUGUUCAUGCUCCUUUGAUGAACAUCCAGCGUAAUCCAUUUAACAUUCAUCCUCAGCUACCCUUGCAUCUGCACACGGGAGUGCCUCUCAUGCAGGUAGCGGCUCCUCCCAGUGUAACUCAGGGACUGCCACCACCGCCACCCCCUCCUCCGCCAUCCCAAGUCAACUACAUCGUUUCACAGCCAGAUGGAAAGCAAUUGCAGGGUAUUCCUAGUGCUUCUCAUGUAAGUAGUAACAUGAGUACACCAGUCUUGCCUGCUCCAGCAGCAGCCCCAGGAAACACGGGAACAGUUCAGGGACCAAGUUCUGGUAAUACUUCGUCAUCAAGUCACAGCAAAGCCUCUAAUGCUGCUGUAAAAUUGGCAGAAAGCAAAGUAAGUGUUACAGUGGAAGCCAGCGCAGAUAGCUCGAAGACAGACAAGAAAUUACAAAUUCAAGAAAAAGCAGCACAGGAGGUAAAAUUGGCCAUUAAGCCAUUUUACCAAAAUAAAGAUAUCACCAAGGAAGAAUAUAAAGAGAUUGUACGGAAAGCAGUAGAUAAAGUUUGUCAUAGUAAGAGUGGAGAAGUAAAUUCUACUAAAGUGGCAAAUCUGGUUAAAGCCUAUGUAGACAAGUACAAGUAUUCACGGAAGGGGAGCCAAAAGAAAACUGUGGAAGAACCUGUGUCUACUGAAAAAAACAUAGGCUGAGAUGGGGCGCACUAUAAAGGACACUAUCAAGAUAACUGCAAAGUGCAAUUUCAACAUGUACCUUUGGCUGAAAAUCAUACAUAACUGUGAUUGAAAUUUGGUUUUGAUAAAAUUAUUUUUUUUAAUGUAGGAUAUAAUGUUUUGUUCUAAAUAAAUAUAGUUCUGCACUGCAACUUCAAUAUCCUUUCCUCCCCUCCAAACAAAAGCAAAUCCAAGAGAAAGUGAAGGGGUUAAAGGAUGUGCGUUUUUCCUACGACUGUGUUGCAGUGUGGAUCCUGGAGAUGUACAGCUUUUUGACGUGAACAAUGAAGUGCAUCAGUUAGAAACUUCUAAGUGCACUGGUUUGCAAGAGAGAUAUAUGUAUAAUACAUUUAUUCUGUCCGCUAAAAAUAAAGUAUGAUCUUUAUGAUUUUUCCCUCUAAUUAUAGAAAGUUGAAUAAUGUAUUACCAUGAAAAAUAUUUCUAAUAACAGAUCAUACCAGUUGCAGGGUUCCUAAUGUGUAUUUUUAAAGCACACAUCUGAAUAAAUUGUUUAGAUAGAAAAACAGAUUAUCACGAGUAAAAGUCAGUGUUCAGAACUUUGAACACUGUUCACCUAUUGUAUCACCAAAUAAAGGUUAUGCUGCUUGUU
Molecule: messenger RNA, 5368 nt
Organism: Equus quagga
Lineage: Eukaryota; Metazoa; Chordata; Mammalia; Perissodactyla; Equidae
Gene: SCAF11
Product: SR-related CTD associated factor 11
Exons: 15
Coding region: 358-4737 (1459 amino acids)
Biological process (GO): spliceosomal complex assembly
Molecular function (GO): RNA binding
Source: RefSeq, a predicted model, not a curated record